UGUAACUUUUGUCACAAAGGCAUUUCUGAACUCUAUAUAAGCAUUGUAGAAGAUGUUAAAAUCUUCACCCUACCUUUGCACCUUAAUUGCAGAUAUAUAUACACACACAGAGAGAUAGAUAUAUUUGCAGAAUAAAGCACAGCUGCAUGAAAAUGGGGGUUCUUCGGAAUUUCAACAUUCAAAAUAAACAGCAAGCAAGGCUGGGAGGACAUAGAGCUACUAUAUUCGUGUUCGCGAUGGCAGCAUUGGAGACAAUGGCAUUUAUUUCAAAUGGUGUGAGCCUAGUGACCUACUUUUACGGGUACAUGAACUUCAGCUUAACCAAAUCAGCAACUGCUCUCACAAACUUCAUGGGGACAGCAUUUCUGCUGUCGUUAUUCGGAGGAUUUAUCUCAGACACUUACUUCUCAAGGUUCAAGACUUGUGUCAUCUUCGGCUGCUUGGAAAUAGUGGGGUAUGUUCUGCUAGCAGUGCAAGCACAUUUCAAACAUCUAAGGCCUUUUCCUUGUAAAGAUGUGGACCUGAGCAAAACGGCCCAGUGCGAGCGUGCAACUAGCAGUCAGGAGGCAAUACUGUUCACAGGUCUUUAUUUGGUGGCACUGGGAACCGGAGGAAUCAAAGCGGCUCUGCCUUCUCUUGGAGCUGAUCAAUUUGACGAAACGGACCCCAAGGAGGCUGCUUCUCUCUCAAGCUACUUUAAUUGGUUAAUGUUUUCAAUUACGUUUGGAGCAAUGCUUGGGGUGACGUUUUUAGUCUGGAUAAGUACCAACCAGGGAUGGGAUUGGUCAUUCGGUGUCUGUGCUAUAGCUGUUGCACUGGCUAUUCUGUUCCUAAGCAUGGGGAAAUCAGUUUAUCGAACUAACAUUCCCAAGGGAAGCCCUUUAGUUCGAAUUCUACAGGUAUUUGUAGUAGCCGUUAGAAACAGAAAUCUCCCAGUACCAAAUAUGGCGCAAGAAUUGCAUGAGAUUUAUGAUAAAGAAGCUGGACGUAACGAGAUUCUGCAAAGGACAGAUCAAUUUAAGUGCUUGGAUCGCGCUGCAAUUCUGAGGAGCUCACAAGAUUCCCCCACAUAUAGUACUUCUGGCUCCUGGAAAUUGUGUACUGUCACACAAGUCGAAGAAACAAAGAUUCUAGUCCGGAUGCUCCCAAUAAUACUCAGUACUGUUUUCAUGAACACCUGUCUGGCCCAGCUUCAGACGUUCUCAAUCCAACAGACUACUACUAUGGACAGGAAGAUAGGAAAUUUUCAAAUACCAGGACCCUCACUUCCAGUAAUCCCCCUGGUAUUCAUGUUCAUCCUACUCCCAAUUUAUGACCGUCUUUUUGUCCCUUUGGCACGGAAGUUCACAGGAAUCCCCACUGGAAUCACACAACUCCAACGGGUUGCAGUGGGAUUGGUUCUUUCAGCCAUCUCCAUGGCUGUGAGUGGAAUUAUUGAGACACACAGGAAAAGAGUAGCCAUAAAGCACAAUAUGGUGGACUCACCAGGGCCCUUACCGAUGAGCAUAUUCUGGAUAGGAAUCCAGUAUGCUAUUUUUGGAAUGGCCGAUAUGUUUACAAUUGUGGGGCUAAUGGAAUUCUUCUAUGGAGAGAGCUCACUCGGCAUGAAGUCGCUGAGCACAGCCAUUUCCUGGUGCUCAUUGGCUUUCGGAUACUAUACGAGCACGGUGGUGGUUAAUUUGGUGAACAAGGUGAGUGGAGGAUGGCUGGCUAAUAACAACCUGAACAGGGACAAGCUAGAAUAUUUCUACUGGCUACUUGCAGGAGUUAGCGUGGUGAAUUUCGGGGUCUAUUUAGUAUGUGCGUCAUGGUAUAGAUACAAGAAGGUAGAAGUGAAACAAGAACAGAGUGGUCCCAUGGAUUAUGUUGAGGAGAGAAUUGACGUGAGCGUUAAAAGGAGUUCUACCCCUUAAAAUAUUAUGUACUAUGGGAUCCUUCCCUUUGGUAAAUCAACAGCUUCAGCAACUAUAACAGGGUCCUUGAUCAAGUAACUAAUCUCAGAAUUCUGAGAGAGGCAAAGAAUGUGUCUAAAUAUCCAUCAUAUGUUAUCAGCAAGUUGAAUAAUACUGUCUAUUUGCUAAA
This is a messenger RNA of Sesamum indicum (sesame), 2082 nucleotides long. RefSeq names its product protein NRT1/ PTR FAMILY 4.5. The record is from RefSeq and is a predicted model, not a curated record. Gene Ontology annotation, cellular component: membrane. NCBI's taxonomy places the organism in Eukaryota, Viridiplantae, Streptophyta, Magnoliopsida, Lamiales, Pedaliaceae. Gene Ontology annotation, biological process: transmembrane transport. Gene Ontology annotation, molecular function: transmembrane transporter activity.